Messenger RNA from Arachis duranensis, 657 nucleotides. RefSeq lists its product as uncharacterized. NCBI's taxonomy places the organism in Eukaryota, Viridiplantae, Streptophyta, Magnoliopsida, Fabales, Fabaceae. The coding region runs from base 1 to 657 and encodes 218 amino acids. The record is from RefSeq and is a predicted model, not a curated record. The transcript has 3 exons.
AUGAAAGAUGAGUUGGAUGCUUUUGAGCUGAAUAAAACUUGGCGUCUUGUUGAUUGCCCUACAGGGGUUAAGCCGGUUGGCUGUAAAUGGGUCUAUUGCAUCAAACGCAAGCCUGAUGGUUCAGUUGAUCGAUAUAAAGCACGCAUUGUGACUAAAGGGUUCACUCAAACUGAAGUCUAUGUUGACGAUAUUGUUCUCACUGGUGCUAAACCUGCCUCUGUUCUAAUGGAUAGUACCACAAGACUAUAUCAAGACAAAAGUCCCCUGCUAUCUGACCCUUUUGUAUAUUGCCGUUUGGUUGGCCGUCUUAUCUAUCUCACCACUACUCGACUGGACAUCAUGUAUGCCACUCAACAAUUAAGUCAAUUCAUGACAUCUCCUACUGAAUCUCAUCUUCAAGCUGCCAAGCAUGUGUUAAGAUAUCUGAAAACUAGUCCCGGCAAAGGACUUUUCUUUCCAAAAGAAUCAGAAAUUCAGCUUCUCGACUUCAGUGACUCUGAUUGGGCCGGAUGUCCUGACACUCGGCAAUCUUUAACAGUUUAUUGUUUCUUCUUAGGCAGUUCUUUAAUCUCUAGGAAGACCAAGAAACAAAUCACCGUUGCUCGCUCGCUCAUCCACGAAAGCAGAAUAUCGUGCACUUGCCAACACAACUUGUGA